UCGUGCAAAAUACUUCGUAGACCAUAGUUCACCUACGUCCCUAAUUCUCUAAUGAGAAGCGCGUGACAAAUUCUGAAACUGCGGAUAUACUCCAGCUUCUGUAUUAUAUAUCUAGCUAUUUUUUGUUGAUUUGUCUCAUUAAUUCAUUAGAGGAACAGAGGUACUAUGAUAUCACCACAUGGCAUGCGUUUAAAACGAGUUAAUCGUUUACAAGUGACACUAAAGCGCGCAUGUGGAUGAUAAAAGUGGGUGUAGUUUUAUAAAAUAUCAUACAAAAAUGAAUUUAUUUGUUUUGUGGAUAUGGAUGGCAACAGCAAUUUGUGUUAUGGCGGAUACAGCGGAUGAAGAAAACCCUUACAUCAAAGCUUUAAAAAACAAUAAACAGUGGCAUAAUGUCCACGGUUAUGUUCAAGUUCGGCCAGGUGCACAUAUGUUUUAUUGGUUUUUCUUCGCAAAUGGAACCAGGAUUAAUGCGCAUCAUAAACCUCUCAUCAUUUGGAUACAAGGUGGACCGGGAUUCGCUGCGAGUGGUGUAGGAAACUUCGCUGAAAUGGGACCUUUCCACAUGAAUUUGCAGCCGCGUAACCAUACUUGGGUAAAAGAAAGGAACGUGCUGUUUAUAGACCAUCCUGUUGGUACUGGAUUUAGUUAUGUCACAAAUAGUUCACUGUACGCGAAAACGGACAGAGAUAUGGCUAUGGAUUUGGCAAGAGCUAUAAAGAUGUUCUUCAGGAGACACAAGGAGUUUCGACACACGCCAACGUAUUUGUUUAGUCAAAGUUAUGGCGGCAAAAUAUGUCCUAGACUAGCGUAUUACUUACAUACGGCAAUCGAGAAAAAGAGUUUAAAAAUAAACUUUAAAGGAAUCGGUAUUGGCGGUGGGUGGGUAGACCCUAAAGAAAGCAUAUUGGUGCAGCCGGAAUUUUUGCACCUGUCGGGUGGAAUAGAUCGAAAUUUAUAUUUAUCUUCUGCAAAAGUAGCGAAGCAGCUUGUUCGUGCUUUAGAAACAGAGGAUUACGCCCAAGCGGACAUUUUGGAUGAUGUUUUGUUUAGCACUCUGAAUAAACAGGGAGAAAUUAACUUUAACAAUGUGUAUGCUCCCAGCCCAUACCCUGAUUUAGAAGAAUUACAAAACAAGAUGAAUCGAUACGUGAAGCCUAGUUUAUCUAUGGUGAACCAAACAAUAAAAUGGCAAUACUUAUCAACGGAGGCCUAUGAAAGUUUGAAGAAAAGUUUUCUUGUGCCAUCUGUUUCUUUCUUAGAAGCCUUGUUGGAUAAGACAAAAUUGAAGAUAGCGAUCUAUAAUGGAAACUUGGACGUCGUCACUCCAUUGGGUGGUGCUUCUAACUGGGUCCACAAAUUGAAAUGGCAUGGGGCCGCUGACUUUGCUAAGGCCAAAAGAAAGCGAAUACGUGGUACAAGAAACGGGUAUUACAAAGAAAUGAAGAGGUUGAGCUUCUGGUGGGUCUUCGGAGCCGGUCACUGGGUGCCCGAAGAAAAUCCAGAGGCUAUGAAGCAAAUAUUAGAUUACGUAAUGGACGAGACGGUAUAAACAAAAAAUUAACAAAUUCACGUUUUGUUAAGACGAACUAUUGCAUUGGUACAUAUCUGUGGUUUUGUUCAUAAAGUCAAUACAUUUAAUAAUAGUGCAGGAAUGUUUGUACACUAUUAUACGAUUUUCUAUGUGUGUUAUAUGUUCAGGAAGAAAUAAUACUGUGUUGAAGAGAUUUUUACUCAAGGUGUAUUAUUCAAUAAAUGAGUUAAAGGAUAUU
This is a messenger RNA of Spodoptera frugiperda (fall armyworm), 1772 nucleotides long. RefSeq names its product retinoid-inducible serine carboxypeptidase. Gene Ontology annotation, biological process: proteolysis. Gene Ontology annotation, molecular function: serine-type carboxypeptidase activity. Lineage: Eukaryota; Metazoa; Arthropoda; Insecta; Lepidoptera; Noctuidae. The record is from RefSeq and is a predicted model, not a curated record. The transcript has 9 exons. The coding region runs from base 278 to 1552 and encodes 424 amino acids.